CCUCACCCCAGCAUUCAACGACCUUCUGCGGAAGGGAGGCCACGCCGAGAUAUCCAAAAAAACAGCAAUCCCCACCCCAGAUGAGUUCCUCAAAGAAGCCAACCGCAUCCACCAAAAACAAACCACCACGACCCCACGACCCCUCCCCCAACCUCACCGACACAGCCCGCACAGAAAUCGACACCUCCACCUCCCUCCUCCUCCGCGACCUCUCCACCUCAAUAACAAACCUCUCCUCCGCCGAAUCUCUCCGCCAGGAGACCGCCACGCGCCUGCUCCGCAAACGCUACGGUGGGCCCCGGACGCUCCUCGCGCGGUGGGCCAGCGGCCACGACAACAACAAUGAAGAUUCCGGCAAAACGGCAGCGCAGAUCUCGGAUGAGGGCGCGGAGCGCGGACUGAGCACCGUGCGCGAGGCGGUAUUAUGGUUUUUGCGCCGGCGGCUAGAAAUCGCUGUCGGUGUGCAGCGGGGGAUGGUGGAGAGGAGGAUCGAGAGGGUUGUAGAGAGGGAGAAGAGUGUGCUCUAUAAAGCUGCUGCUGGUUCUACUUCUGCUGGGGUGGGGGUAGGGGGUGAUAAGGAGAGGAGCAAGGCGUUUGGGGACGUGGACGCUGAUGUGAACGUCAAAGCGACGAGUAUCGACGACGCCGAAGCAGCGGCCAUCGAGGCGCAGCUGACACCGCAGCAGCUGCAGCUGUUCGAGCAGGAGAAUGAUUCCAUGGUGCGGUAUUAUGAGGAUACGUUGGGGAAGGUCCAAACAGCCGAAAAAUCCCUAUUGGAAAUAUCCUCCCUGCAACAAACGCUCGUCGCACACCUCGCCACGCAGGAAGAACACAUCGACCAGCUGGUCGCAGACGCAUCCAACACGCAGACGAACAUCGGGCAGGGCAACCGCGAGCUGAAGCGGGCGGCGGAGUCGCGGAGUGCGGCGCAGGCGGUGUUUUGGGGGACGGUGGGGUUGUGUUCUGGGUUGGUUGUUUGGGAUUUGAUUUUCUGACCUUAUCUUUUUUUAUUUGAUAUCAUUAUCUCUCUUUCAGGAUAUUACUUGGUAUAUCUAGAUUUGAUCGGUGAAUGGGUAAUGAAUGAGUGGAUACUGCAC
This is a messenger RNA of Aspergillus candidus, 1097 nucleotides long. RefSeq names its product putative SNARE protein (Ufe1). The record is from RefSeq and is a predicted model, not a curated record. The transcript has 3 exons. Gene Ontology annotation, cellular component: endoplasmic reticulum; SNARE complex. Lineage: Eukaryota; Fungi; Ascomycota; Eurotiomycetes; Eurotiales; Aspergillaceae. Gene Ontology annotation, biological process: retrograde vesicle-mediated transport, Golgi to endoplasmic reticulum. Bases 81 to 995 code for a protein of 304 amino acids.